GGCGCUCGACUAGUCAGCCUAGAAGGGGUGGAGAAGUGUCAUGUGAAUUGGGAAGUAUGGCUGCAGUCAAAUAGCUUGUUUUGAAGCAGUUCUUUGAAGAGGCAUCAGUCACCGCUUCUUCUUGGCGAAACCAGCAUCACAAAAUACCUGCUACAUAAAUAAGGCUGAUUCAUCAUCUUUUGUGAAGAAAGGGCUUACGUUACACAGUUUUCGGAGCAUGUCAUUUGAGAUAGCUAGCUAACGCUAGACAAAUAGAAUCCUUCCAGGGGGCUUUAGUUAGGUUCCAGCGUUCAUAACCCAAACGCGAGAACCACCUGGAGAUAUCUUUAACCACAGUGAGGGGGCACGGUGUAUAUUUUAGUAUUGUUCAUUGUUAGGGCUAUCGACUUUAAACUGGCUUUUUAGUCGCAUUCUCCAUUACUACACGUUCUUGUAGGUAGUCUACCGGUUGUUAGCUUGCUUAGUUAGCUUGUGAUUGUUGGGAGCCUGUGGUAUUAAAACUUCUAUUUAUUAUUACUUGGAUUAGGUCGUUACAGAGUUUAGCUGAAUCAUAAUUUGUCAACAGUGCAACUGGCUUCCUAACAAACUGCGGAUCGUAUUGUUGGCUUUACCACAACCUAGCUGCUCGAAGUUCUUUUCUGCGUCCACAUAUUGUAUGAACUUGCUAAGGCAACCGGCUGGUUGGCUAACGUUAGUAUAUACAGGCAUUGCUAUAUUCUAAAGGUAGCAGAAUUAUGUGCUAACUGAGUCUGGUUUUUAAUUUAUCGUUUUAUCUAGGGUAGGGUCAUAUUCUGUUGAGGUCACUGCCUACUCAAAGCACUUUGCUAGCUGCGUCGCUCGACAUUUUGCCUUUUUGUGAAAAUGAACACAGAGAAGGAUUUCUCCCCUUUGACACCCAACAUCGUGAGAGCUCUCAACGACAAACUUUACGAAAAGAGAAAAGUUGCUGCCUUAGAAAUUGAGAAGCUUGUGCGGGAGUUUGUAGCCCAGAAUAAUUCAACCCAGAUACGACAUGUCAUCCAGAUCCUGGCUUCUGAGUUUGCCCUGUCACAGCAUCCCCACAGCCGCAAAGGGGGCCUGAUCGGCCUGGCAGCUUGCUCCAUCGCUCUGGGAAAGGACUCUGGGCUCUACCUGAAGGAGCUGAUCGAGCCGGUCCUCACCUGCUUCAACGACUCGGACAGCCGGCUGCGGUACUACGCCUGCGAGGCGCUGUACAACAUCGUGAAGGUGGCCCGGGGGGCCGUGCUCCCCCACUUCAACGUGCUCUUCGACGGGCUCAGCAAGCUGGCUGCGGAUCCUGACCCCAACGUAAAGAGCGGCUCUGAGCUCCUGGAUCGACUCCUGAAGGACAUUGUGACGGAGAGCAACAAGUUUGACCUGGUGGCCUUUGUCCCCUUGCUGCGUGAGAGGAUCUACUCCAACAACCAGUAUGCUCGCCAGUUCAUCAUAUCCUGGAUCCUGGUGCUGGAGUCGGUCCCUGACAUCAACCUCCUUGACUACCUGCCAGAAAUCCUGGACGGUCUCUUUCAGAUUCUGGGGGACAGCAGCAAGGAGAUCCGCAGAACCUGCGAGGUUGUCCUGGGUGAAUUCCUCAAAGAGAUUAAGAAGACCCCGUCCAGCGUUAAGUUUGCGGAGAUGGCCAACAUCCUGGUCAUCCACUGCCAGGUGUCCGAUGAGUCCAAGAUGACGAAUGACCUGAUCCAGCUGACGUCCAUGACGUGGAUGAGGGAGUUCAUCCAGCUGGCCGGCCGCGUGGUGCUGCCGUACUCCUCCGGCAUCCUGACCGCCGUGCUGCCCUGCCUGUCCUACGACGACCGCAAAAAGAACACCAAAGAGGCGGCCAGCGCCUGCAACCACAGCCUGAUGAAGCUGGUGACUCCCGAGGAUGACGAGGAAGAGGAAGAGAAAGGACAGGUCGGCGGCGACACCCCCACCCGGGAGGACAGCCCCCCGAAGACUCUGGAAGAGCUGAACAAUUCUCUGAAUGCGUCACAAGACUCUGUUGGGUUCAGUAACAUCAGCUUCUUCACACCCACCAGUGCUGACCGGGCCCAGGUGACUCUGGACCUGGACGGGAUUGUUCAGGUGCUGGACCGGCACCUGCAUGACUCCACCACUGGCAUGAUGACCCGCAUCGCCGUGCUCAAGUGGCUGUACCACCUCUACAUCAAGACGCCGCGCAAGAUGUUCCGACACACGGACAGCCUGUUCCCCAUGCUGCUCAAAACGCUGUCGGACGACUCGGACGAGGUCAUUCUCAAGGACCUGGAGGUGCUGGCGGAAAUCGCGUCCUCCCCGGCCGGGCAGACGGACGCCGCGGGGCCAUGUGACAGCACCGACGGCAAAUCGGAGCUCCAGGUUCCGGCGCCGGUGGGACAGCCUGCAGUGGGUUUAAAGGCGGCUGACUCCUCCCCCUCCACGCCAAGCAUGAAUUCCUACUUCUACAAGUUCAUGAUCAACCUGCUCAAGCGUUUUAGCCUGGAGAGGAAACUACUGGAGAACAGGGGUGCUUUCAUCAUCAGGCAGCUGUGCCUGCUCCUGCACGCGGAGAACAUCUUCCACUCCAUGGCGGACAUCCUGCUGAAGGAGGAGGACCUCAAGUUUGCCUCCACCAUGGUGCAGACGCUCAACACCAUCCUGCUCACGUCUGCCGAGCUCUUCCAGCUGCGCAACCAGCUCAAGGACCUGCGCACACAGGAGAGCUGUGCUCUGUUCUGCUGCCUGUACCGCUCCUGGUGUCAUAACCCUGUGGCCACCGUGUCCCUCUGCUUCCUGACCCAGAACUACCGGCACGCCUACGACCUCAUUCAGAAGUUCGGUGACCUGGAGGUGACGGUGGAUUUCCUGAUGGAGGUGGACAAGCUGGUGCAGCUCAUCGAGAGCCCCAUCUUCACAUACCUGCGCUUGCAGCUGCUGGAUGUGGAGAAUAACCCCUACCUGAUAAAGGCUCUGUAUGGCCUCCUCAUGCUGCUGCCCCAGAGCCAGGCCUUCCAGCUGCUGUCCCACCGGCUGCGCUGUGUACCCAACCCCGAACUUAUGAGGACGCUGCCCGAUUCGAAGCCCCCCGAGUCUUGCCGUACGACCCCGUCCCACGUGAACUACAAGGAGCUGCUGCAGCACUUCGACCGGGUCCAGAGCAAGCACCUGGAGGUGCGGCACCAGCGGGCCGGCCGGGCCGAGCACCCCGACAGGAAGCUGGUGCUGUGAGGGGCGGAAGUGGAGGCCGAAGCAUGCCCCUCAGCGCCAGGGCACCGCGCCGAGCCCUGAUGCACACGCUCACA
Molecule: messenger RNA, 3281 nt
Organism: Anguilla anguilla (European eel)
Lineage: Eukaryota; Metazoa; Chordata; Actinopteri; Anguilliformes; Anguillidae
Gene: vac14
Product: vac14 homolog (S. cerevisiae)
Exons: 19
Coding region: 862-3207 (781 amino acids)
Biological process (GO): positive regulation of kinase activity; phosphatidylinositol biosynthetic process
Cellular component (GO): endosome membrane; PAS complex
Source: RefSeq, a predicted model, not a curated record